GUUCCCCGGGACCUGCCCCGUGGCUCUGUCUGCACCGGUGCCCUCUCCUGUCACUGCAUUUCUCCUCCUGGUCCUCACCCUGUGGCCCCGCUCUGUCCCCGGGCUGCCUGCCCGGGCUCCCGCCUUCCCCGGAGACCGAGCUGCGCUGGGUGGGCCCUGGGCCCUCACCCGUCCUGCGGCUCCCGCUCUGGUUCCCACGCCCCCUGGCAGGACUCCGCGCUCCCGGUCCGCCCUGCCCGGCGGAGGCCUGGACGGCGGCAGGAACGGCGCUCUGCCAGCUUCCUCGCCUGCCCGCCAGGAGGAGGCCCUGGGCCCUCCGCACCGUCUCCUCCCCUCGGGGCCGCAGUCCUGCACCCAUGCAAAGCUGCGGGGAGAAAGAAGCCUCCAGCUUCCCCCAGGUGGCGGGGCCUUCUGAGCGCGCCUUCCCCUUUCCCAGGCGAGGGCCCUGCUCAGCAGGCCCUGCAGGCCCUGAGCCAGCGGCUCCAGGUGCAGGAGAAGGAGAUGGAGCUGGUGAAGGCCGCCCUGGCCGAAGCCCUGCGCCUGCUGCGGCUGCAGGCGCCCCCCACCUCCCUGCAGGACCCUGGCCCGGCAGCUCCCACCAGGGCCAGCAGCCCUGCAGCCCCCCCAGGACUGCCACCCCCGUGCAGCCCCUCCUUGGUGAGCCGAGGCACCCAGACGGAGACGGAGGUGGAGAUGGAGGCAUCCCCGGGAACCCCUGGCCUGAGCAAUGGGCCCCCAGCCCCUCAGGGGGGCAGUGAAGAGCCUAGUGGAACCCAGUCUGAAGGAGGGGGCAGCAGCAGCAGUGGCACUGGCUCCCCUGGGGGCGCUGGCUCCCCGGGGGGCACGGGCUCUCCGGGCAUCCUCAGGCUUGUACAGCCCCCCCAGUGCACCGACACGGCGCGGAGAAAUUCCUCUUCAUCGCCCUCAGAGCGGCCUCGACAGAAGCUCUCCCGGAAGGCAGCGUCCUCGGCCAACCUGUUAUUGCGGUCAGGGAGCACGGAGAGCCGAGGGGGGAAAGACCCCCUCUCCAGCCCUGGGGGUCCGGGAUCUCGGAGGAACAACUACAAUUUGGAAGGCAUCUCAGUGAAGAUGUUCCUUCGCGGCCGCCCAAUUACCAUGUACAUCCCAUCUGGCAUCCGCAGCCUUGAGGAGCUGCCCAGCGGCCCACCCCCGGAGACCCUCAGCCUUGACUGGGUUUACGGGUACAGGGGUCGUGACUCCCGCUCUAAUCUGUUUGUGCUGCGUUCUGGGGAGGUGGUCUACUUUAUCGCCUGUGUGGUGGUGCUGUACCGGCCUGGGGGAGGCCCAGGGGGUCCUGGAGGUGGCGGCCAGAGACAUUACCGGGGCCACACGGACUGCGUUCGAUGCCUGGCCGUCCACCCUGAUGGUGUUCGUGUCGCCUCAGGACAGACAGCUGGAGUGGAUAAGGAUGGAAAGCCCCUGCAGCCUGUGGUUCACGUGUGGGACUCGGAGACGCUGCUGAAGCUGCAGGAGAUAGGACUGGGGGCCUUCGAGCGGGGCGUGGGGGCCCUGGCCUUUUCCGUGGUGGACCAGGGUGCCUUUCUCUGCGUGGUGGACGAUUCCAAUGAGCACAUGCUGUCCGUGUGGGACUGCGGCCGCGGCACCAAGCUGGCUGAGAUCAAGAGCACAAAUGACUCAGUCCUGGCUGUUGGCUUCAGCCCUCGUGAUAGCAGCUGCAUUGUCACCAGCGGGAAAUCGCACGUGCACUUCUGGAACUGGAGUGGUGCAGCGGGGGUCCCUGGGAAUGGGACCCUCACGCGGAAACAGGGUGUCUUUGGGAAAUACAAGAAACCCAAGUUUAUCCCUUGCUUCGUGUUCCUCCCGGAUGGAGACAUCCUCACCGGGGACUCAGAGGGGAACAUUCUCACCUGGGGGCGGAGCCUCUCAGAUUCCAAGACCCCAGGCAGGGGCGGAGCCAAAGAGACCUAUGGGAUUGUGGCUCAGGCCCAUGCCCAUGAAGGUUCCAUCUUUGCCCUGUGUCUCCGGCGGGACGGGACCGUGCUGAGUGGUGGCGGGCGGGACCGGCGGCUGGUACAGUGGGGGCCUGGUUUGGUGGCCCUCCAGGAAGCUGAGAUUCCUGAACACUUCGGGGCUGUGCGGGCCAUCGCGGAGCGGCUGGGCUCUGAGCUGCUGGUGGGAACCACAAAGAAUGCGUUGCUGCGAGGAGAUCUGGCCCAGGGCUUCUCCCCUGUGAUCCAGGGCCACACGGACGAGCUCUGGGGGCUGUGCACACACCCCUUCCAGAACCGCUUCCUCACCUGCGGCCAUGACAAGCAGCUCUGCCUGUGGGAUGGUGAGGGCCACGCGCUGGCCUGGAGCAUCGACCUCAAGGAGACGGGCCUCUGUGCUGACUUCCACCCCAGCGGGGCGGUGGUGGCUGUGGGACUGAACACGGGGAGGUGGCUGGUUUUGGAUACGGAGACCAGAGAGAUCGUGUCUGACGUCACCGACGGCAAUGAGCAGCUCUCAGUGGUUCGGUACAGCCCAGAUGGGUUACACCUGGCCAUUGGUUCCCAUGACAACAUGAUCUACAUCUAUAGUGUUUCCAGUGACGGUGCCAAGUCCAGCCGCUUUGGCCGCUGUGUGGGUCACUCCAGCUUUAUUACUCACCUUGACUGGUCCAAGGACGGGAACUUCAUCAUGUCCAAUUCUGGGGACUAUGAGAUCCUUUACUGGAACGUGGGCGAAGGCUGCAAGCUGCUGAGGAAUCGCUAUGAGAGCCGGGACCGGGAGUGGGCCACCUACACCUGCGUGCUGGGCUUCCACGUCUAUGGUGAGCAGGGGCGCAGGGUGGGGAGCGCGCCCCGGGCUGGGACUGCUGGGCGGUGUCCAGGGAGGCGGGGGGGUGUGUGUCCAGGGUGUGUGUGUGUGGGGGGGGUGUACAGCAACACAUCAACCGCGAUUGCGGGGCGGAGCCGCAACGGAAAUACCCGAGCGCGGGCCGCGGCGGCCCGGAGGCAGCCGAGCGGCUUCCGGAAGUGGCCGAGCGCCGGGGUCUCGCUCUCCGACCCGAGCCGAGCGCCCGCCUUGUUCUCCCGUCUGCCGAAGGCGCUCGGGGAGGAGGCGAAGCCGAGGCCGCGGGCCCCACGUCUGCAGCGGCUCCGCGAGGGCAGGGGCCGAACCGGCUCCGAGCCGCCGCAGGCGGAGCUCGUUCCGGAGAAGCCGAGCGACGGCCCGGGCCCUCGGCGUCCGGGUGUUGAGCGGCGGUGGCGGCGGCGCGGCGCUGCGGGCGGAGAUGAUCUGCGACGGCUGAGGCGGCGGGGGUGCGGGUUGCCCGUGCCCGACCGAAACUUCCGCGCGCCCCGGCUCCGCGCUCGACUUCCGCUCGGGCCGAAGCAUACCCCCCAGCCUCCCGGGGCCAUUGUGCUGCUGAAGCCGUCGUCGGGAACGGCCAUGCGGGCCCACAUGUACCGGGGUGGGGGCAAUUUUUACGUCUAUUUUGAGAACUCCUCCAGCAAUCCCUACCUGGGGAGACGGAUUGAGGAGCUCAACAAGACUGCAAAUGGGAACGUGGAGGCCAAGGUGGUGUGCCUCUUCCGGCGGAGGGACAUCUCCAGCAGCCUCAACAGCCUGGCGGACAGCAAUGCCAGGGAGUUUGAAGAGGAGUCAAAGCAGCCAGGGGUGUCGGAGCAGCAGCGACAUCAACUGAAGCACCGGGAACUUUUUCUUUCUCGGCAGUUUGAGUCCUUGCCAGCCACCCACAUCCGUGGAAAAUGCAGCGUGACCCUCUUGAACGAGACAGAUAUCUUGAGCCAGUAUCUGGAAAAGGAGGACUGCUUCUUCUACUCCCUGGUGUUUGACCCCGUGCAGAAGACGCUGCUCGCCGACCAGGGGGAGAUCCGAGUUGGUUGCAAAUUCCAAGCUGAGAUCCCAGAUCGCCUGGCCGAGGGGGAGUCUGAUAACCGGAACCAGCAGAAGAUGGAGAUGAAGGUCUGGGACCCAGACAACCCUCUCACAGACCGGCAGAUCGACCAGUUUCUCGUGGUGGCCCGAGCGGUGGGGACCUUCGCCAGAGCCCUAGAUUGCAGCAGCUCCAUCCGGCAGCCAAGCCUACACAUGAGUGCAGCCGCUGCCUCUCGAGAUAUCACCCUGUUCCAUGCAAUGGACACACUGCAGAGGAACGGCUAUGACCUGGCCAAGGCCAUGUCGACGCUGGUGCCCCAGGGGGGCCCAGUGCUGUGCCGGGAUGAGAUGGAGGAAUGGUCCGCCUCCGAGGCCAUGCUGUUUGAGGAGGCCCUGGAGAAGUACGGGAAGGAUUUCAAUGAUAUUCGCCAGGACUUUCUGCCUUGGAAGUCACUGGCCAGCAUAGUCCAGUUUUAUUACAUGUGGAAAACCACAGACCGCUACAUCCAGCAGAAGAGAUUGAAAGCAGCGGAAGCAGACAGCAAACUGAAACAGGUCUACAUCCCCACCUACACCAAACCAAAUCCUAACCAGAUCAUCUCUGUGGGCUCAAAACCUGGCAUGAACGGGGCAGGAUUCCAGAAGGGCCUGACUUGCGAGAGCUGCCACACCACACAGUCUGCUCAGUGGUACGCCUGGGGCCCACCCAACAUGCAGUGCCGCCUCUGUGCUUCCUGCUGGAUCUACUGGAAGAAGUACGGGGGACUGAAGACGCCGACCCAGCUUGAGGGGGCUGCUCGGGGCACAACAGAGCCACACUCGAGGGGUCAUUUGUCCAGACCUGAAGCCCAAAGUCUCUCCCCCUAUACGACCAGCGCCAACCGGGCCAAGCUGCUGGCUAAGAACAGGCAAACAUUCCUGCUCCAGACCACGAAGCUGACCCGUCUUGCCAGACGCAUGUGCAGGGACCUGUUACAGCCGAGGAGGGCUGCUCGGCGGCCCUAUGCCCCCAUCAAUGCCAAUGCCAUCAAGGCAGAGUGCUCCAUCCGACUCCCUAAGGCCGCCAAGACUCCAUUGAAGAUUCACCCUCUGGUGCGGCUGCCCCUAGCAACUAUCGUCAAAGAUCUGGUGGCCCAGGCACCUCUUAAACCAAAAACACCUCGGGGUACCAAGACACCCAUCAACAGAAACCAGCUGACCCAGAGCCGGGGCCUGGGGGGCAUCAUGGUGAAACGGGCCUAUGAGGCUAUGGCAGGGGUUCCCUUCUCUGCCAACGGCAGGCCCCUGGCUUCAGGGAUUCGCUCAAGCUCCCAGCCAGCAGCCAAGCGUCAGAAACUAAACCCAGCGGACGCCCCCAAUCCUGUGGUGUUUGUGGCCACAAAAGAUACCAGGGCCCUUCGGAAAGCUCUGACUCACCUGGAGAUGCGGCGGGCUGCCCGCAGGCCCAACUUGCCCCUGAAGGUGAAGCCACCGCUGAUGGCAGUGAGGCCCCCCGUCUCUCUGCCUGCACCCUCACAUCCUGCCAGCACCAAUGAGCCCAUUGUCCUGGAGGACUGAACUUCUGGGGAAGGGCGGGGGGCUGGAAGCUGGAGGGUGGGUGCCCAGUUCACCCAAGUUCCCUUUUCUUGAGUGUCAUAGGGAGGGAGGGAGGGAGGGAAGGAGGGAGCAAGUGUGUGUCCUUGGAGGGGUGGGCGCCCUCUGGUGUUCCCACUGCAAGGCUUGUCUCCUUCCCUUGCUCCUCGGUGCCUGGCGGUGAAGGCGGUGCCUGGCGGUGAAGGCGGACCGCAGGAAUUGGCCCACGGUGGGAACCUGGCCUCUUUCGGGGGAUAGGACCCACAGCUGUCUUGGACAGUUUUAGGGGGAGGGUUUUUUAAUUUUUUAAAAAUUUUGCCUCCCUUUGUGAAAGGGGACAGGGGAGGGGAAGAGUAAACAGACACCUGGUUGGGGGAGGGGGCGUGCACUGCCAUGUCUAUUCUUUUUUUUCUUUUUCCUAAUUGGGGGUUUCUCUUCCUGUCCGGUGUCCGGACUUUGCUAAACAGUUUGAGGCCCCUAAGCUGGCAUCAAACCCAGCCCAUGCUCACUCUUUCCUCCCCUCCCCUGGUCCCCUCCGCCUUUUGUACGCCAAUUCUCAGAAAUAAAGAUCUUUUGUCCAUUUUUUAAAUGUCGAUUCUGUAAUUGGUUCUUACAGUAACAAAUAAAAAGCUGUUUUCUUCA
This is a messenger RNA of Myotis lucifugus (little brown bat), 6078 nucleotides long. RefSeq lists its product as uncharacterized. The annotation marks the transcript as partial. NCBI's taxonomy places the organism in Eukaryota, Metazoa, Chordata, Mammalia, Chiroptera, Vespertilionidae. The record is from RefSeq and is a predicted model, not a curated record. Gene Ontology annotation, biological process: negative regulation of transcription by RNA polymerase II. Gene Ontology annotation, molecular function: sequence-specific DNA binding; transcription coactivator activity; histone deacetylase binding. Gene Ontology annotation, cellular component: nucleoplasm; NuRD complex. The transcript has 37 exons.